This is a messenger RNA of Argentina anserina (silverweed cinquefoil), 668 nucleotides long. RefSeq lists its product as uncharacterized. NCBI's taxonomy places the organism in Eukaryota, Viridiplantae, Streptophyta, Magnoliopsida, Rosales, Rosaceae. The record is from RefSeq and is a predicted model, not a curated record. Bases 90 to 566 code for a protein of 158 amino acids. The transcript has a single exon.
AACCAAAUACAUCACGUAAUAUAUGUCAACGUAACAAUAAUACAGCAUCACUUUUCGCAGUGGGGAUAGAAUAUCACUGAACUCCGAUAAUGGCACACCGGGCCGGUCGACCCGGACCCAACCGCACCGCGCGCAACCACCGCAACCGUCCACUCGGCCCGGAAGUCGAGAAUUCCCACGCGCUGCCGAGUUCCGACUCCGACAGCUCCUCCGGCUCUGACGGCGACUCCGCGCGCCUCUCCGGCCUCGCCGCCAGCUUCCGUAUCGUGUCGGAGUCGCUGCUGAGGAUGGAGCAGACGGAGCUGGAGAUGGCCAAGGCGAGGGAGGCUCUGCGGUUGAAGGCGGAGCAGCGGCGGCUCGAGUCGGAGGCCGAGUUGACUCAGAUGCUGCUCCAGACUCAGCUCCAGAUCGCGUCGUUGGUUUCGCGGCGGAGGAAUGAGCAUCUCAGCCGUAAACGGAAGCGAGCUGAGGAAGAAGAAGAAGAAAACGACGAGUCGUCUAAGCCUCUCUCCGAAAAAGGAGGAGCUGCGGCCUUGAGCCUGCUGCAGUGUAGUUUGUUAUUAUGAAUCAAAACCAGUGGCAAAACGGGAAUUGUAAAAUUGUGAUGGAAGCUUUCAUGCUUCUACUGUAAAACUAAUGCGAUUCCUACUCAUGAAGGGAAUGUACUC